Entamoeba invadens IP1 is the source of this 1194-nucleotide messenger RNA. RefSeq lists its product as hypothetical. The transcript has a single exon. Lineage: Eukaryota; Evosea; Mastigamoebida; Endamoebidae. The coding region runs from base 1 to 1194 and encodes 397 amino acids. The record is from RefSeq and is a predicted model, not a curated record.
AUGGAAAUCAACGAGAAACUCACAAACAGGAAGAAGAGUUUGACUGAAACAAUUGACGAGGAGAACAAGCCGAUCAUCCCAAAAGAGACUCCGAAGAAGAAAUACGUCUCUCCAUUUCGAUUUACAGACCCAUACGACUACUACAAAAUAUUGGACAUCAACACAAACGCAACGGACGAAGAAAUUACUGCGGCGUAUAAAUCAGUUUCCGAGCAAAUUGAUGCUGAGAAGAGUCACGACAAAAGUGACAAAGAUCGUAUGAUAAUGGUUGAAAAGGCAUAUUCUGUGUUAAGUGACCCCUUUGGGCGUAUAGUGUAUGACAGAAUUGGCGUGAUGGGGGAGAGUCUAGGUACAGUAUUAGACUCUGUCAUGCAACAUAUAGUUGGGUAUGUGAUUGGGGCGGUUGUUCUAUUCAUCUUUCUUGUCUGUGUCUACUUUGCGUGGGUUGGGUUGUUACUUGCGCGACUUGAUAUACCCAAGGAAUGGCCUAUUUCAGCGUCCAAUGUUCCAUUGUACUUUCUGUACGCAUUGACUUUAUUCCACUUCUCUUCGUCGUUAGUUGGGAAGAUCACAGGGACAAUAUCGAAUUUCAGUUACUUAGUGGGUCUCAUCUUAUUCUUUGUGCGACUUGAUAUUGGUGGGGACACUUCAUAUCAGUUGUGGCUUGUCCCGUUCUAUGUCGGAGUCCUUUUUAGUGUUAUCACUCAUGUGUUUGACUAUUGUACAGACUAUCCUAUGACAGAUACAAAUGGGAAUACCGUCACAGUCGGGAGAGAACUCAACAUUAAAUUACUGAAUGUGGGGCUUGAUAUUGUACCAUUCGCAGCUUUGGCUACAACGUUUGCAUUCAUUGGAAUACAGGCAGAUAGCACAGAAAAGGACUUUUCAAUACCAACUAUACUCGCAUGUGUCUAUGUAGUAACAUCGCGAGUGUCUGACUACUUCAAAGACUUGAAACUUGGAUUCUUCAGACUGAUAUCUUCAAGUGUAACUGCACUGUUCUUGGUGGUGCAAAUAGUGUUAAUUGGAUUCAACGUGGGAAGUAGACAUAAGUUCUUGUAUACGUACUCAUUCAUCCCAACACUUCUCGUUGGGGCAUUUGCUAUGCUCACUAUUGUUGUCGGGUUACCAAUUUCGUUCUGUCUCUUCAAAAACGUCAUAUUCGACCCGUUCUCAACAGGCUCUUUCUUAUGA